Funneliformis caledonium is the source of this 175-nucleotide messenger RNA. The record is from the annotation of a GenBank genome assembly. NCBI's taxonomy places the organism in Eukaryota, Fungi, Glomeromycota, Glomeromycetes, Glomerales, Glomeraceae.
AUGCCAAAAACCUGCGAGCUUACACCUUUUGAGCGUGAAAAAAUCGUAGGUUUAUCAAAGAGCGGACAUAGCAUAAGAAACAUCUUGGAAAUUCUUGGCAAACCAAAAUCUACUGUCCAUGAUGUAAUUACGAAAUACAAUAAAGAAAACUGUACUGAUACUGCACUUAGGAGUG